GUACAAUAACAACGGAAAUACCUAUAGAAGCGUUUUUACUUUUUUGUUCCUUUGUACGUUCUGGGACGCUCAGUUUACUCGUCGGUUGACAACUCCUACCGCGACAAAAUGUUUAUAAUCUUUUUGUACGAAAUCGGUUGUCGGAUCAACCUCCAACCGAUCAACUCAAUAUUUCAAUCUAUAGUUGGGCAGCUGCAUCUCGGCCGUACGCCUUUCAAAGUUAUCAGUAUUUCAUAGUUUCAGGUCACAACUUGCUAGUCGCUUAGUUCAUUCGGAGCUUGUAGAUAUACGAUAUACCUGACAAAAAAUGUUAUUUCAUGAAUUGUAAUCUGUAUUUUGUAUUCGCUUUGCGCUAACGUUGAUUGGUGCGAACCGCAAAUGCCGAGUGCCAUGGGUUAUUAAUUUGUACGGUUAAAAUACCUACAUUAAAUUCAAAAAUCAUACACCGGUUUUCAUAGUAAGAUCGUCUGUGUGGUAGAAUUACAUAUCGAUUGUCAGUAAGCAGCCGUACGAGCUUUUCAAACACACAAUGGAUCUAUCCGAUGAAGAUGAAAACCCUUACGAUUUUGUCGCGCAAUAUAAAAAGCUUCAAAUGGAAAGGAAAAAAAAAGUUGCCGAUGAUAAACAACAACCAAUCGUCAUUAAUACCAUAAAUUCGCAGACUGAAACUUCUGUAAAUGUAACACAAAGUUCUUCUAAACAGUGUGAAGCAUUAACUAAUUCAGUUGUAAAUACUACUGUCAAUUCUACAGCAAGUACUAAUGACCAUGGUUGUAAUACUCAAAGUCAUCACCAGACAAAAGGAAAUUGUGCAACUGAAGAAUCUACUAAUGUGGUUGGACCAGUAAUAUGCAUAGGAGAUUUUGAUGAUGGUUAUGAUAUGUCAUUGCCAAAAGCAUCUAAGGAAAAAACAACUCAUGAAAAAAUGAUGGAGGAUGCUGGCAAUAUUAUGGAUAAUUGGAAAAAAAAACAAAUUGAAGAAGCUGAAGUAGAAGAUGCCUUAGCUGCAGCAAAUCGUGUUAUGAAUGUUAAAGUCUAUUGGCGACAAAUGCGUACAUAUCGUUUUCCUCUUAGAAUGUUUCAGCCAAUUUCAAGUAUUUACGAACAUUUUGCAAAAUUAGAAAAUAUAGAUCCUUCACAUGUUCGUUUGGAUCUACACAAAAAGACUCUUUCACCAACAGACACACCAAAUUCAAUCAACUAUAAGAUAGUAGAUUUCAUUGAUGGUGAAAUAGAAUUUUAUAGGAGCCCUUACGAUACAUCCAAUGUUGUUCCAGAAGUUAAAAAACCACAAGAUGAUUUAGUCAAAUUUUGUAUUAAGCAAAAAGACGUAAAAAAACCAAUUUUUAUAGAAAUUAAAAAAACUGACAAAAUGCUGAUUUUGUAUAUCAAACUAUCAGAAAUUUUAGGAUUUGAUAUAGACUCAUUUACAUUAGAGUUUGAUGGUGAUAAAAUUAAAAAAACUGAUACAAUGGACAAUUUGGAUCUUGAAGGAGAUGAAUGUUUUGAACUCUUCCAGAAACAAUCAAAGAAAUAGAUUUACUACGAGAAUAAAAAUAAUUAUGUUAUAUUUAGUAA
Molecule: messenger RNA, 1578 nt
Organism: Acyrthosiphon pisum (pea aphid)
Lineage: Eukaryota; Metazoa; Arthropoda; Insecta; Hemiptera; Aphididae
Gene: Rad60
Product: DNA repair protein Rad60
Exons: 9
Coding region: 530-1537 (335 amino acids)
Biological process (GO): cytokine production; positive regulation of transcription by RNA polymerase II
Source: RefSeq, a predicted model, not a curated record